CUCUGAAGCUAAAAAACUGAUCGGCAGCACUAGCUGUCCAAAAUAAAUCUUCUGAAAGGCAGUCCAUUCCGUUCGGUGACUUGAAUCUCUGGCCACGAAACACCUAAAACAUUUAUCCUCUCCAUCAUAAUUCACUCCUUAAGUCACAACUGCCCACACCAAAUGAUCAAUAAGUCUCUUAGAGCAAGGAGUCAUCCAGAAAGAGUCCUCAAACAUGUGUGUUCUCUGUGAGAUAUUUCCUGUCCAAAAUCCAGUUUAAAAAAAAAACCGCAAUCCAAACCUGAAUCGUCAUGGACUUUGUGACCUUGCUCUUGGAUCGAGUGGAACAAAGACGGCAAAAUUCGGCGGAACUGCUCCAUCUGGUCAUCCAGGAUUGGAUCGUGUUCCAACGGUGUACUUUUGAUUAUGUGGACGAGCACGAUGAUCCAUACAUUAGUCAGAUAUUCCUGAUAGAGAUCUGCACAGGGCGAUACAUACAUCGAGCACAGGGCGUGAAAAUCGAUCAUGGAACAGUUCCUGACCCGGAUUUGUUGGCAUCCAAAUUAAUUGAGGCAUUGCUGGGAUCCAAAGCUUGUCAAGGAUUACCUUUUCAGCAUGUUAUGACCCAUGGCCAUCUAAAAACCUUGGAAUAUCCUUUUCCCAGGCAAGUAUCCAAGGAUUGCCAGAUUGUCUUUGAAGUGUGUAAGGUUGAAACGGAUGGGGACAAAGUGUCUAGAUGGACUUGUCCACCAUGUCUUAGAGUUGGUCAAGACAUAACCCACGCCAAAAGUGAAACCUUCCAUAAUAUUCCAUUGGAGGAUCUGUAUCCAAAGAUUGAAGAGGAGGAUGGGGAUCAUAAUCAAGACGCAGACUCGAUCUCUGCGGGCAUAUUUGAUGAUCCAGAGCCUUUGGAAAGUGAUGAUGACAUGGAUUUCAAUUUGUCAGAAGAUCUCACUGAGGAAGAAGACCAUAUCCCGAGAAAGAAGAGAACUGUACCAAGUCAACGAGCCAAAAAAAGUUCCAAAGCUCGAGCAAAAUCAAGAAAGACCUCAUCGCUCAAACUCGCCAAUGACGUAGUUCUUGAGGAUGAUUCCAUGUCCUCAAGCAAGAAGGAAGUCAAAUGCAACCAUUGUUCGAAAGUAUUUCCUUCAAUUCGAUAUUAUCGUCGACAUCAGCGUGAGAAACGAAAGUUGUCCUGUAAAGCGUGUGACCAGGAGGUGGUCACAUUCUUUGAUUUGAAGAAACAUAUCGCCAUCAAGCACCCGCAAUUGCUGGAUGCCCCAUAUCAGUCACUUUGGCAAAAUGACGAGGAGGUAAGGACCAUGAAACAGCCCAAAUUGUGCUUCAUGUGUGAUCGAGUCUUCAACGGCAAUGUGCUACUCCAUGGUCACAAAGAGCUUUAUCAUGAAUUGGGCGAGUACAAAUGUGAUGAAUGUCAAGUGCCGUGUCUCACCUUCUACGAUCUCAUAAUACAUAACUACCAGCAGCACUCCAAAGUCCUCCCUCAUGUUCCACCUCACAAGCAAGGCUUGGAGGCCAUCACCCAUGACGAUGGGAAAAUCGAGUUCAAACGGACCAAGUACGUUUGCCAAUUAUGUCCAGCUAUGUUCAAAUGUGAUACGGGAUACACCAGCCAUUUAAGGAGACGCCAUGCCUGGGGUUUGUUCGAUUGUCAGUCCUGCGAUGAAGUGGGCCAUUUUGCCAAGGAUAUUUCAGUCCACAUGAGCACCUUCCAUCCUGACAAUCCCGAAGUCAAAUGCCCCAAUUGCUCAUUGAUGGUUAGUCUGAAAGAUAACCCCAAUGGCUUCCUUCACCAUUAUGAGGAUCCCAAGCACGUGGGCUCAGAGGCAGCAAGUUGGGGCAAUUGCCAUAAACUCUCCUUGCAGUGCCAUUACUGUGGGAAGAAAUAUGCCAGUCGGUUGAAUUUCUUGGACCACGUGAAACUGCAUGAAGGAAUUGAACGCUUCAAAUGUUCCUUUUGCCACUACGGCACCAACAAUAAGAACGUUCUCUUGACUCAUGAGAAAUCUCACCUUCGGGAACGUGGUCUCACCAAUGAGGACACGAAUCUCAAAUUGUAUUACGAUUGUGACCAAUGCGGCAAAUCCUUCACCUCUAGUGUAGGUGUCCGAAAGCACAAACGCACCGUCCACGAGGGUAUCAAAAAGAAAGAUGUGUGCAAAGAUUGCGGUGAUGUGUUCACAAAUUCCCAGGCCUAUUAUAGACAUCGACGUGAAGCGCAUGGACACGUGACAAAGGUGCGGAAAACGGGACGAAAACCCCUUGAUUAACGCUCAAAAUGGAAAAAAAUAUACCCAGACUUGUUUAUGUA
This is a messenger RNA of Tigriopus californicus, 2311 nucleotides long. RefSeq names its product zinc finger protein 564-like. Gene Ontology annotation, biological process: regulation of transcription by RNA polymerase II. The record is from RefSeq and is a predicted model, not a curated record. Bases 291 to 2270 code for a protein of 659 amino acids. Gene Ontology annotation, cellular component: nucleus. Gene Ontology annotation, molecular function: DNA-binding transcription factor activity, RNA polymerase II-specific; RNA polymerase II transcription regulatory region sequence-specific DNA binding. The transcript has a single exon. NCBI's taxonomy places the organism in Eukaryota, Metazoa, Arthropoda, Copepoda, Harpacticoida, Harpacticidae.